Solea solea (common sole) is the source of this 2593-nucleotide messenger RNA. Its product is annotated as chloride anion exchanger-like. NCBI's taxonomy places the organism in Eukaryota, Metazoa, Chordata, Actinopteri, Pleuronectiformes, Soleidae. Gene Ontology annotation, molecular function: oxalate transmembrane transporter activity; sulfate transmembrane transporter activity; chloride transmembrane transporter activity. The coding region runs from base 278 to 2542 and encodes 754 amino acids. Gene Ontology annotation, biological process: transmembrane transport. The transcript is spliced from 21 exons. Gene Ontology annotation, cellular component: membrane. The record is from RefSeq and is a predicted model, not a curated record.
ACAGAUAUCAGUGAGAACAAUGGUCAAGGAUAGCUCCAGCAUCCAGCAGCUGUGCAACACAGCUUUUGAGUUUAUCAUAAUUAGUGUUAAUAAUUACAGUUGUGAUAAGAAACAAACAAGGCUUUUAUUGAUGGCAUAACUGACGCCGAUCCCAGAUCAUCUCCAGGAGUGCGACGAGUCAGAAGAGAGAGCAGAUACUUUGGAUUUGGGACAGUUUUGAGCAUUGUCAGAGCCACAUAGAGAGGAAGCAGCGGUCCUCCAAGCAGCAGAGGCAACAAUGAUGCGACCAGGAGCCAAGCAGUAUGUGGUGGCCAGGCCCAUCUACUCUGAGGAGUCCUUCAGCGAGGAGCAUGAGAAGGUCUACAGGCCCCGCAAGACCAUCCUGAACCACCUCGAGCAGUUCUUCACGUGUGAUGCCAGGCGUGCCAAGAAUGCAGCGCUCUCUCUCCUGCCCAUCAUUGGCUGGUUGAAAAUCUACAGAGUCAAAGAGUGGCUGCUCAGUGACAUCGUGUCAGGGGUCAGCACCGGACUGGUCGCUGUGCUGCAGGGUCUGGCCUACUGUCUGCUGGCCUCCCUGCCACCAUGGUACGGACUCUUCUCUGCGUUCUUCCCGGUCAUCAUUUACUUCUUCCUUGGCACUUCCAGGCACAUUUCAGUGGGUCCGUUCCCUGUCCUGUGUCUGAUGAUCGGGUCAGUGGUCACCAGGCUGGUCCCAGACGAGGGUCCACCCCUCAACAUCACAGGAUUUGAAGGCCUGACGAGGGACGAGCAGCGAGUGUUGGUGGCUUCAUCUGUGACCUUCCUCGCUGGACUCAUGCAGCUGGCGAUGGGCGUACUGCAGGUGGGCUUUGUUGUCAUGUACCUGUCUGACACCCUAGUGUCCGGCUUCACCACGGCAGCUGCCAUCCACAUCCUGGUGUCACAGCUCAAGUUUGUGCUCGGGCUGCAAGUCCCAGGCAUCAGUGGCCCUCUCUCCAUCAUAUAUACCCUGGAGAUCAUCUUCAACAAGAUCACCUCCACCAAUGUGUGUGAUGUGGUCAUCUCUUUGGUCAUCAUGGUAGUGGUGUUCGUCGUAAAGGAGAUAAACGACCGAUUCAAAUCCAAGCUGCCAGUGCCCAUCCCCAUAGAGGUCAUCAUGACUGUUAUUGCAUGCGGACUCUCUUAUGGCUUUGACUUCAAGACGAAAUAUGGCAUUGAUGUUGUUGGACAUAUCCCAAAAGGGUACGAGCCUCCAAUGGCUCCAAACCUGCACAUCUUCCAGGAGUCAGCAGUGGAAGCGUUUCCUAUGGCUAUAGUGGGUUUUGCUGUGGCCUUCUCUGUGGCAAAAGUCUACUCUGUGAAACAUGAUUACACCAUAGAUGGAAAUCAGGAGCUGAUAGCAUUUGGAGUUAGUAACAUCUUUGGAGCGUCCUUCAAGUCUUUUGCUGCGAGUACAGCUCUGUCCAGGAGUGCAGUGCAGGAAAGCACAGGCGGCAAGACUCAGGUGGCUGGUUUACUGUCAGCUGUGAUAGUGAUGAUCGUUACAUUGGCCAUUGGAUUCUUACUAGACCCACUCCCUAAGUCUGUGCUGGGUGCCGUGGUCAUCGUCAACCUGAAAGGCAUGCUAAUGCAGGUUAGAGAGAUCCCUUACCUGUGGAGGAGGGACAAACCAGACUGUGUGGUUUGGAUCGGGACCUGUGUUGCAGCCAUAUUACUGGGGCUGGAUCUUGGAUUGGCUGUAGGCCUCGGUGUGGAGCUGCUCAGUGUGGUCCUCAGGGUUCAAUUUCCACGCUGCAGUGUGCUGGCCAACAUCAAGGAAACAGAUAUCUACAAAGACAGAAAGGACUAUAUUGAUAUAUACGAGCCAGAAGGUGUGAAGAUCUUCAGGAUUCCGUCGCCAAUCUUCUUCGCCAACAUUGAGUUCUUUAGGAACAAGCUAGUGGAAGCUGUUGGAUUUAACCCACUGCGAGUGCUGAGGAAGAGAAAUAAAGCACUCAGAGUGAUCCGGAAGCUUUUAAAAAAAGGUGACCUGCAGUGGACCUCAACAGGCUUCUUGAAUACCUCUUGCGGACCAAUAAAAGAAUCAGAGGAUGAGAGCAGCAUGGAGGAGCUGGACCUGCCCACUGACUUCAAGGACCUUCCUGCCCGGAUCAACUGGAAUGCCGACCUUCCAGCCAACAUAUAUGUUCCGAGAGUGGACCUCCACAGCCUCAUCCUGGACUUUGCUGGUGUUUCCUUCCUGGAUAUCUCUGCUCUGAAGGGGCUCAAAAAUUUACUGAAAGAGCUGAUCCGGGUUGAGGUGGACAUUUACAUUGUGGCUUGUGAUGUUUACAUCCUGGAGAAACUGCACGAGUGUUGCUUCUUUGAUGAUGAAGUUCAGCCAACCAUGUUCUUCCUGACUCUGCAUGAUGCCAUGCUGCACAUCCUCACGAAACAUCCGGAGAUGACACAAACGAACUCCGACUAUGAAAAGAUUACAACAACAGUCACAGUCCACUACCCUGGAGGCAGUUUGUGGAGCAGAGAUGGCAACCCGACUUCACAUCCAGAAACCAGGUUCUAACGUCUGGAUUAGAAGAUGGCGACUGCUGGAAGAAAACAUUAAAACAAACAA